Molecule: messenger RNA, 2874 nt
Organism: Oldenlandia corymbosa var. corymbosa
Lineage: Eukaryota; Viridiplantae; Streptophyta; Magnoliopsida; Gentianales; Rubiaceae
Source: the annotation of a GenBank genome assembly
CUUACCUCUACCAUUGAAUAACAAUUUUAGGAAUAAAAAAGCAAUAAGAUUCGUAACAUACAACAACUCUACAUUAGCUGAAUUCAAAAUCCCUAAAAAACUGAUGGGAAAUAACAAUUUCUUUAAUCAUUAUAUAAAGAUUUUGUUCAAAGUGAGAAAAGAAUUGUUAUCUGUCAAUGUAAUAUUUGACAACAUCUACAUUCUCAUCAUUCUUGCACACCGUCUCUACACAGCAGCCUCUGCAUAAGGAUUAGUCACUGAAUGGACACUUGGAGCUGGUGCAGAGUUAAAUAUGUUUGCAGCUGAAGCACCUUCAUCUUGUUGAAUCGAAGAGAAAACAACUUCUUUUAUUCUGGCAGCAGCAAACAUUGCAUUCUAACUCCGACCCCUAAGCACCAUUCUUUUCAGCUGAAUUCUGAAUCCGUUUAUCUUGCCACCUUUUACCCUUCUUCAUGCAGGAUUCAACACCCUCUUCAUUUGGAUUUGUAUCUUUGUUGAACACUGGAAUAUCACCAGUUGCUGCUUGAACUCCAUCGGGGAAUAAAAAACACUACAAAAACCUUUCAAAACAUACAGCAAGACCUUCGAAACUAACCACAAGACCAGUACAACAAUUAUACAGGACCACUAGAAACAGAGUGACAAUGCAAAAACUAGUUACAAAUAUGCUGUAGAACCUUCAAAAUAAACCAGAAAACUAAAAAACAAUUCUCAAGGACCUUCUAACUGAAAGACCACAUUGAACUCCACCACGAGGAUAAAAACCACUGCAAAAAAACUUUCAAAACAUAUGGCAAGACCUUCGAAAGUAAUAGUUCGACUUAAGUUGCUUUAUUUACAGUAUGCCAUUCUUUUGUUAUUCUAAAAAGUAACAGUACUAGUAGUAGCUAUAGCAAGGAAGUGUAAAAUAGAAAAACGUAACAGAUCGUAUUUUAACUGGAAAUGUCACGGAAGAAUUUUCAUUUGCUCACAGAUGGUAGUAUUUAAUUGUAUAAGUUUGAAGAAGAAAUUUCACGAGGUUUAUUAGUUGUGGGGUUGAAAGAAUUUCUUCGGUAGUUUAAGGAUUCCUUAUGCAAUUACUCGAAAAGAACCCCUCCGCGACGACGUCGUUCUUUUCACGAAGGAGGAGGAGGAGAAUAAGGAAGAGUGAAGAAGCUGCCAUAUCCAACAACAGCGGCAGCUAAAACAAUAGAGUUCAUAUUCUGAGAAUGGAGAGGGGUUGUCUAAGCUUCAGAACAGCGGCGAGGCCCGCCACUUUUAUUCACCAAAAGAAUUUAUACUCAUUAAUUCCUUCAUCUACAUCGACUAAAAACACGGUUAAGUUUCUGAAUAAUGGUAGUUAUACUCGGAGAAGAAGAAGUAAGUUACGCGUCGAAGCUACAAAGGCGGCGUUUUCUGCCUCCGGUGCUGGCGGUGGAGGAGGAACGACUAUAUCCAGCAAUUGGGAUAUCUCCAACUACAGCGCUGCACCCUCUUGGCUGCCCAGAUUUGAAGAACUCGACACCACCAAUAUGCUUCUUCGCCAGAGGAUUAUUUUCUUGGGAUCUCAGGUGUCGUUCUUCUGCUCGUAUGGUUAUUGUUUAAUUGGGUUUUAAUUGAUAUGGGCUUUGGUUUUCACAAUUGUGAUCAAAAUUUUCAAUUUGACGCGGGUGGAUUUUUGGACUAAGUUAAUGGAACUCCCAAAGUUUAGAUUUUUGGCACCCUUUUGGGAAAAUUUGUGUUCAAGAUGGUUCUUUUUGCGCUGCUUACGUUUUUAGGAAGUGGUAUUUUUUGUUUUACAAUAUUUUUUACUUAAUGUCUUCUCUUUUUUAUGCUGUUCUUUUGUUGACAUGGUGGUCUGCUCAUAUAGUCUAAUCAAUAUCAUUCCUUCCUAUUUUCCUGAUAAACAGGUUGAUGACACUACUGCAGAUUUUAUCAUAAGCCAGUUAUUGUUUCUUGAUGCUGAAGACCCGAAAAAAGAUAUUAGAUUGUUCAUCAAUUCCCCUGGUGGCUCUGUUACUGCGGGUAUGGGAAUAUAUGAUGCAAUGAAGAUGUGCAAGGCAGAUGUUUCUACCAUCUGCUUGGGGCUUGCUGCAUCCAUGGGUGCAUUCCUCUUAGCCUCAGGUACUAAAGGGAAAAGGUUUUGCAUGCCUAAUGCGAGGGUGAUGAUCCAUCAGCCCCUUGGAACUGCUGGAGGCAAAGCAACAGAAAUGAGCAUAAGGAUCAGGGAAAUGUCUUACCACAAGAUUAAACUGAAUAAAAUUCUGUCUCGUAUUACUGGAAAGCCCGAAGAGCAGAUUGAGAUAGACACAGAUCGAGAUAACUUUAUGAAUCCUUGGGAGGCAAAGGAUUAUGGUUUAAUUGAUGGCGUGAUAGAUGAUGGCAAGCCUGGAUUAGUUGCACCGAUUGUGGAUUCCAUACCUCCACCCAAAACACGAGUGUGGGAUUUAUGGAAAAUUGAAGGCACCAAGAAAGCCAAGAAAAAUCUGCCCUCAGAGGAAGCGAUUCUUCAGAAUGGCUUUGUCGGUGGUCAAACUAAUGAUGAUGGACAAGGCACGCAGAAAGAGGAAGCACCGACACCUUCAUAGGGCAUUGCAGUGCUGUAUCUCAUGUAAACUACAUUAUUCAAAUGUAGCCUUUAGAUUAAUGCUUGGGAUGGAAGGAGUUUGUACUGCACGAAAUUAUAAAGUGGUCAAAAAGAUUUUUAACUCUCAAGAUUCCAGAUUGUAAGUUGAACCUAUCAUCGAGUUCUCUCAAUGUAUGUCCAUUGUCAAACUAGAUGAGCUUCUCAUUAUUCAACUGCUCCUGUUGGGGCUUAUUUAUGAAUUUUGGUUUGUUGGUACUGGAAUUUUUACUUUGGUAAAGUAUAUUUUGGCACAAAAACCUAUCUUCAAG